Molecule: messenger RNA, 345 nt
Organism: Trypanosoma cruzi
Lineage: Eukaryota; Euglenozoa; Kinetoplastea; Trypanosomatida; Trypanosomatidae
Exons: 1
Coding region: 1-345 (114 amino acids)
Source: RefSeq, a predicted model, not a curated record
AUGAGCGGAAACGUGAAGCUGAACGCUAUCGCUUCCGCUGCAACUUCCGCGGCGAAGAAGAAGGCGGAUGAAAAGCCGCGGGCAAUCCUUCCACAUGAGUUUCUCCUUAGCUUACACGGCCGACGUGUGACGGUCUUUUUGUCGUACCAGAACCACGAGCUGGAGGGAACUCUGAUGGCGGUAGAUGCUGACAAGGGUGACGUCUUUCUGGAGAAUGUUGUGCACUUUGUGUGGAGUCACGGUGUGGCCGUUGGAAACGUGAAAGAAGGCAGGCGUACGGAGUUGCGACGCUGCAGCAGUGCCAUGGUGAAUAGCCGGUAUAUUGAAAUAAUCACCCCCGCUUGA